AUGGAUUCUGACAAUAAUUUCGGGCCUCAUCGAAUAGGCGUUUUCGAUUUCACCGUUCUUUUCGAGCAGAGCAUCUUGUCACUUCUCCCUGCUGCAUUGUUUCUGUUUCUCGUGCCACUUAGACUCUUUGCCCUGCGAAACAAUGAGAGGGUUACAGAACUUGGGAUUUUAUUAUGGUUAAAAUUGGUAGCCUUGAUCGCAUUAUGGUCUCGAGAGAGCUCGGCAAAGAUGGCCAUCGCAGAACCAGUCUUGGGAUUGGUCGAAUCGAUAGCACUCAUUACCUUGAUCUUCGUGGAACACAGAAACUCUAGAAAGCCGUCCAAGAUUAUUGGGGGAUACCUUGCCAUCACCAUCAUCCUCGACAUUGCUUUGGUGCGCACCUUUUGGAUCAGGUCGAUGUCGGCUAUUGCGGCUGUGUUUACUUGCGCUUUCGCCCUCAAAGUGACUCUUCUGAUCUUAGAGGAAUGGCCCAAAGCCCUAGUGCGAGAGAACGAAAAGAUACGGGAAACCUCUUCAGGUGUGAUUAACAGAAGUGUCUUCUGGUGGCUGAACAGCCUCUUCCUCCAAGGGUAUCGAGGCAUUCUCGAAACUGCGGAUUUGCAAAACAUCGACCCAAAAUUCGAUACAGACCAUGUAUCAAAACCCUUGGAAGAGCGAUGGCUACGAGAUCCAAAGACCGGAUCCUCCAGCCUUUUGAAGUGCACCUUCCUUGCGUAUAAAUGGCAGUUUGCAGCUGGCAUCCUUCCUCGACUUCUCCACAGUGGCUUCAACUUUGCACAACCAUUUCUUAUACAAUCCGUCAUUAACUAUGUCGGUCGAAAGGAAGUAUCUGUGCAAAUCUCCAGCGGCCUCAUCGGAGCGACUGUACUUAUCUAUCUCGGCCUUGCGAUAUCUGGGGCAUGGCACAAGCACCUGUCGUUUCAGAUGGUCACCAUGUACCGAGGCGGACUGAUCUCAUUGAUAUUCAAGAAGACGCUGAAACUCAAAACAUCGUCUGUCAAAGAUUCUGCCCAAGUGACACUCAUGACAACCGACGUCGAAACGAUUGUGGCUGCCGGGGCAUCAAUCCAUGAUAUGUGGGCCAACAUGAUCGAGCUUCCCAUUGGUAUCUACCUACUGCACCGUCAGAUAGGUAAUCCGAGUCUUCUUGUACUAGUUCCAACGAUUGUCACCACCAUUUUGAGCGGAAUCAUCUCCGUAGCCAUGGAGCCAGCGACAGUGCAAUGGAACGCAAUGGUUCAAAAGCGCGUGGGCGAAACAUCAAGUAUGCUGGAUCAGAUCAAAGGCAUUAAGAUGAUGGGCUUGACAGAUUUCUUUCGCCAGACCGUUCAGAGUCUGAGAGUAAAGGAACUGAAAGUAUCUGCAAAAUUUCGAUGGCUACUUGUAUACUUUGUCGCACUUGUAUCACUUGUCACCCAACCACUUGUUACGAUCCUUGUUUCGUUGAUGCAGAUUGCUGGAGUUGUGGCAGGGUGUGGCAGAAUCCAGGCAUUUCUGUUGCUCAAGGAGCAAGACAUUAUGACAGCAGAGGUGCCUGAAAAUGGUCUGGCAGUGGCCAUCAACAAUGCAUGCUAUUCCACCGACGAAGGAAACACACUUCUUACCGAUGUCAACAUGCGUGUUGUUCAAGGAACCAUCAAAAUGAUCGUGGGAAAAGUAGGAAGCGGCAAGUCGACUCUUCUCAAAGCCAUCAUCGGCGAGAACACGCCAUCGCAAGGAAGUGUCAAAACAGAAGCUUCAGUUGCAUAUUGUGAUCAAGUACCAUGGCUUCGGAACACAACAAUCAGCAAAAACAUCAUCGGGCAGUCACAACAUGAUCAGAAGUGGCUUGCGACAGUCAUACGAUCAUGUGCACUUGAUGAAGACCUGGCGCAGUUGCCUCAGGGUCAAGAGACUGUUGUCGGUUCCAGAGGAGUCGCGUUGAGUGGCGGGCAGAAGCAGAGAGUCGCUCUAGCUCGCGCUGUGUAUUCACAAAGCAAGCUCAUCAUUCUUGACGAUGUUUUCAGCAGCCUUGACCAGACGACGUCCGACACAGUCUUUGAUCGACUUCUGGGAGAGAAAGGGUUGCUUCGGAAAAGCACUGUCAUUCUGGCAACCAGUAAUGCCCGUUUUCUUUCCUCGGCCGAUUGCAUCACAGUUGUUGACGAGGGCCGCAUCACUCGCAACCAAAUCACAUACUCUGAACUCGAACUUACGGAAACGCUCAAAGUUAUUACACCUACACAGUCCCCCGAAAUCGUUCAGAAGGAUAUCGCUACGGUUAGCCCAAAGGAAGAAAUUGAUCUGUCACGAAAGACAGGUGACACAGAAUGCUACAAAAUCUACGUUCGGUCAAUGGGUUGGAAAGUUAUCGGUAUUGUUUUUCCCACCGCUGUGAUGGGUGCGGUCAUGGAAGCUAUGCCUCAGAUCUGGCUACGAAUCUGGACCGAGAAGGGCGAUGGGUCAAAGGAUGCCAAAUAUGUAGGUGGCUAUGUGGGACUCGUUGUUGCCGCCAUGAUUCUAGCACUUGUCAACAUCAGCUACUUCCUCAUAAUAGGCGUCGAAAAAUCUUCCAACAACCUUCACGAGCAACUCUUGAAAUCUGUCUGCAGAGCACCAUUGCGCUUCUUUACAACAACCGAAAAUGGCAGCAUCUUGAACCGCUUUAGCCAAGACAUGACACUCAUUGACAUGUCGUUACCUUUAGCGUUCUAUCUCACGCUCGACCUGACCCUUCGAGGUUUGGUCCAAACGGGAGUUGUUGCAUCGGGCGCAAGCUACUUCGGGGCCUUCCUCCCACUCUCUUUCCUGGCAUUAUACCUCAUCCAGAAGUACUAUCUCCGCACCUCGAGGCAAAUGCGUCUUCUCGAUCUUGAAGCAAAGACACCACUAUACACGCAAUUCACUGAGAUCACGGCGGGACUAUCGACUGUCCGCACGUUUGGGUGGUCAAAAGAACUUUUGGACGAGAGUUUCAUACUACUCAACACAUCACAAAAACCUUUCUAUCUAAUGUUUUGCAUACAACGAUGGUUAGAGCUGGUGCUUGAUCUCUUCGUCGCUGGCAUGGCGAUGCUGCUGGUUACUAUUGCGCUCCGGAUCCCAGGAACAACAAGCGAAGGAGCAAUAGGGUUAUCCAUGGUCAACUUGCUUGGCCUCAACCUGACUCUAACAACUGUCAUAGAUCAAUGGACGAGUUUGGAGACGUCACUGGGGGCCAUAGCCAGACUCAAAGCGUUCAUUGGUAGCACACCAAACGAGAACAAGGACGCCGAAAAAGAAAUGCCAGAUAACUGGCCAAUCGGCAAAAUUGAGAUUGAGGGGAUCACGGCUUCAUACAGUUAUGAAUCGGAACCGGUUCUACAUGAUGUAUCUCUAGUUGUCGAACCAGGGCAGAAAGUUUGUCUUUGCGGCCGUUCUGGAAGUGGCAAAUCUUCCCUCGUUCUCUCGAUCUUACGACUUCUCGAACUCCAGUCUGGAAGUAUUCGCAUCGAUGGCCAAGAUCUUACGAAGAUACCACGCCAAUACAUUAGAUCACAAAUCACAACUAUACCCCAAGAUACGGUCAACAUGUCAGGCACUGUACGACACAACAUGGACCCUGAAGAGCUCGUCCAGGCGGAUGAGAUGCUCAUAGCAGCUUUGAAAAAGACGGCUCUAUGGUCAGUCGUUGAAACCCGUGGAGGGUUGGAUGCCGAUGUUUCGACACUUGGCCUCUCAGUUGGACAGCGUCAACUCUUUUGUCUUGCGCGAGCGUUGCUCUCCCACUCGAACAUUGUUCUUCUUGAUGAACCAUCAAGCAGUGUGGAUGACGCCACGACCAAGGAAGUGCGCCAAGUCAUCCGGGAAGUUAUGCACGGCAGGACAGUCAUCGAAGUCACACAUCGACUUGACCAUGUCACAGACUUUGACGUCGUAGUCGUGAUGAAGGAUGGCAGAAUCGUCGAAACCGGUAGUCCGAGAAAUUUACUGACCCAACAUUCUGCCUUGAAAGCGUUGCAUGGAUAG
This is a messenger RNA of Fusarium graminearum PH-1, 3987 nucleotides long. RefSeq lists its product as uncharacterized. Gene Ontology annotation, cellular component: membrane. Gene Ontology annotation, molecular function: ATP hydrolysis activity; ATP binding; ABC-type transporter activity. Bases 1 to 3987 code for a protein of 1328 amino acids. The transcript is spliced from 8 exons. Lineage: Eukaryota; Fungi; Ascomycota; Sordariomycetes; Hypocreales; Nectriaceae. Gene Ontology annotation, biological process: transmembrane transport. The record is from RefSeq and is a predicted model, not a curated record.